Molecule: messenger RNA, 2055 nt
Organism: Hypomesus transpacificus
Lineage: Eukaryota; Metazoa; Chordata; Actinopteri; Osmeriformes; Osmeridae
Gene: galk2
Product: galactokinase 2
Exons: 10
Coding region: 43-1416 (457 amino acids)
Biological process (GO): carbohydrate phosphorylation; galactose metabolic process
Cellular component (GO): cytoplasm; cytosol
Molecular function (GO): galactokinase activity; ATP binding
Source: RefSeq, a predicted model, not a curated record
ACAAUUAGUAUUAUUUUGCGGGGCAAAGUGAUUAGAUAAGAUAUGGCCACACAUCCACCGAAGUUACAAGUUGUUAUGACUUCAAAUGAAAGGUUGCAAAACUUAAAAAAGACCUUUCAGAAAAUGUAUGGAGAGCCUCCCCAGUUCUAUGCCUGUGCUCCUGGGAGAGUUAAUUUAAUAGGGGAGCAUAUUGAUUACUGCGGCUAUGCUGUUCUCCCAAUGGCGAUUGAACAGAAUAUUCUUGCAGCGGUCUCAGUCAACGAUUCCCAAACAAUUCAGUUGGCUAAUGCAAAUCCCAAAUACAAGGAUUUCACCGUCUCUAGCAAGGAUAUCAGGAUAAACCAAGACAACCCUCAGUGGCAUUAUUACUUUCUCUGUGGUGUUAAGGGCGUUCAGGAUCACUUGGGUUUGUCUCCUCUGGCUGGGAUGCGGUGUGUGGUGGAUGGGAUUGUCCCUCCAAGUUCGGGACUUUCCAGUUCAAGUGCCCUGGUGUGCUGUGCAGGUCUCCUGACAAUGGAGGCUAAUCACGAGUCUCUCUCUAAGGUGGCGCUUGCUGAGAUCUGUGCCAAAUGUGAGCGCUACAUUGGCACAGAGGGCGGCGGUAUGGACCAGUCGAUCUCUUUCCUGGCAGAGGGGGGAACUGCAAAGCUCAUAGAGUUCCACCCUCUGCGGGCCUCUGACGUCAGGCUCCCUGAAGGAGCAGUGUUUGUCAUCUCUAACUCCUGCGUAGAGAUGAACAAAGCCGCUACAUCUCACUUCAACAUUCGUGUCGUAGAGUGCCGGAUAGCCACCAAGAUGCUGGCUAAGGCCCGGGGCCUGGAGGGGAACAACCUUCUGAAGCUGGCUGAGGUCCAGACACAGCUAGAUACCUCCCUGGAGGAGAUGCUGGGCCUGGUGGAGGAGGUGCUGCAUCCGGAGCCCUACAGCAGAGAUGAGAUCUGCAAGGUCCUGGGCAUCACCUCUGAGCAGCUGUGUGAGGGCCUGCUCAGUGCCAAUACCCAGCAUGUGACCCACUUCAAGCUGUUCCAGCGUGCCAGGCAUGUUUAUGGUGAGGCUGCCCGGGUGCUCCAGUUUAAGAGUGUGUGCGAUUCUGCACCAGCUGGGGCCGUUCAGCUCCUAGGAGACCUGAUGAACCAGAGUCACGCAAGCUGCAGGGACCUAUACGAGUGCAGCUGCUCGGAACUCGACCAACUUGUGGACAUAUGUCUGAACUCGGGGGCUGUGGGCUCUCGGCUCACUGGGGCCGGGUGGGGAGGCUGUGCCGUCUCCAUGGUACCCAGUGAGAAGGUAGAGCCCUUCCUACAGAGGGUUCGGGAGCAGUACUACAUGCCAGAUUCCCGACGAACAGCUCUGGAGAAACAGAGUCUGUUUGUGUCCAAGCCCGGAGGAGGAGCAGCCAUUUUUCUGGAACAGUGAUGUGGACGAAGGGGUCUUCACCUGCGUAGAACCUUUUGACCAGAUGAUCUGCUCAUUUCUGGACAAAGUGAAUGACCUAACUUCAUACCACACUUUUAAAGGUUUUUCAUAAUUAAUGGUGGGUAAAACUGUUGCACAACAUAAGGAAGGGAAUUCAGCUUUCAUACUUUUGUGUAAUGCUCAAUCAGAUUUGAGGUCAAAAUUGCUAUUGACAAUCAAUAGCAAUUAUAAACGUAUAAUUUAUCAGAUUGGUAAUUACAAAGGGAAUUUUGUACUUUUUCUCUGACACUGCAUCUAUUUCUGCAUUUUUGGAAUUACAUUUUAAAGGGUCUCUCUCAUGAUUUACACUGUAUACAUUCCAAUAGUAAAGUAUACAAUUUAUAAUGGUUACAGUGAUGUAUGUUUGCUAUCUGGGGUGUAAUUUCAAUAAAUAGUUUAUGAAGAAUAGCAACGAGAAGUUUAUUUCCUGCAGUAUAUAAAUCUAUACCCAUCACAAAAGAAAAUAAAUCAGUAAUUGAAAUAGCUUUGCUUGGUGAGAAUAUGUAUAAGCAACACGCGUGUAAACAAGAAUCUAUCUUCGGCUUUUCGAAAAUAUAAAUGGAUGCAAUAAACAUUUGAAUGGUAGCACUUAAGGUGUAA